Molecule: messenger RNA, 896 nt
Organism: Puntigrus tetrazona (Sumatra barb)
Lineage: Eukaryota; Metazoa; Chordata; Actinopteri; Cypriniformes; Cyprinidae
Gene: tpk1
Product: thiamin pyrophosphokinase 1
Exons: 9
Coding region: 143-895 (250 amino acids)
Biological process (GO): thiamine diphosphate biosynthetic process; thiamine metabolic process
Molecular function (GO): ATP binding; thiamine diphosphokinase activity; thiamine binding
Source: RefSeq, a predicted model, not a curated record
GCUGUGACAAACAUCUCUCGGUGUUCUGGAGCUCAGACGCUUGUCUUCUGCGCUCGUUGACUGUACACAAAUGUUGGACCGGACGCAUGCCGCUGGAUGUCCAUUCACAGAUUGAUGAAUCCAGCUUAUUAUAAACACGACCAUGGAUGAAUUCGCUCCAUUAGAUUGCCUUUUGCCUUCAGGUGAACAGAGGAUUUGCUUGGUUAUCCUAAACCAGCCAAUAGACGAGCCGUACUUCCAUGUGCUGUGGAGUAAAGCCAAGAUCCGUGCAUGUGCAGACGGAGGUGCCAAUCAUCUGUACCGGCUGACGGAGGGACGUCGCGAGAGAUUUCUCCCAGACUACAUAAAUGGAGACUUUGAUUCAAUCCUGCCAGAGGUCAAGGCAUUUUACACACAAAAGAACUGCAAGCUAAUGGAAACGCCAGACCAAGAUCUGACAGACUUCACUAAGUGCUUGGCCAUUAUGGUGGAGGAGAUCAAAGCACAAAAAUUGCAGAUAGACACCAUAGUAACCCUGGGUGGUCUUGGAGGCCGCUUCGAUCAGAUCAUGGCAACAGUGGAGACAUUGUUUCAUGCCCAGAAGAUGACCGACCUGCCUGUGGUGGUUAUACAAGACCAUUCUCUGGCUGUCCUCCUCCAAGAGGGCAGACAGCACCGUCUGAAUGUGAACACUAGCUUGGAAGGAAAAUGGUGUAGUCUGGUUCCUGUGGGCAGCCCUUGUCUAACCACCACUUCUGGGCUUAAAUGGAACUUGGACAAUCAGCUACUGGCUUUCGGACAACUUGUAAGCACAUCCAACACUUACGAAGACCACGACCCCGAAGGCAGCAGAAAAGCUGUAACGGUCACCACCGACAAGCCACUGUUAUGGAGCAUGGGAAUUAAACCACUGUGAA